AUGGUUGAAUAUACAUGUACUAGAUGCGGUAAAAGCUUUUCCAAAUUAUGGAAACUUCAUCACCAUAAUAAAAGAAAAUACAAAUAUCGACCAAAAAUAAUUCCUCAAAUUACAAUUCCCCAAGUUAAAAACCAAAAGCCAGAAGCUGGCCCCGGCCCAACAACCCAAGCCUAUAGAAAAGAGCAAACUACUAUUCAACAGGUUAUAGACCAAGAGAAAAA
Racocetra persica is the source of this 221-nucleotide messenger RNA. Lineage: Eukaryota; Fungi; Glomeromycota; Glomeromycetes; Diversisporales; Gigasporaceae. The record is from the annotation of a GenBank genome assembly.